Molecule: messenger RNA, 1719 nt
Organism: Aricia agestis (brown argus)
Lineage: Eukaryota; Metazoa; Arthropoda; Insecta; Lepidoptera; Lycaenidae
Exons: 3
Coding region: 382-1701 (439 amino acids)
Source: RefSeq, a predicted model, not a curated record
GAAUAUGCAUAAAAAAUAAAAUGGCCUGAUUCUUUCUUUUCCUGAGCUUUUAAGGUCCUAGUAUUACACUCAAUUCGUUAUUUUCUAAUUUAAUAUGGUAUUUAAUUAUUUAAAACAUAAAUCAAAAAGUGAAAAAUUUACGCGCGAAAUUAAAUUUCCAAAAUGGUCGAAAUAAAACGUGACGUCAUAGGGCAUGUCCUGUCACUGUCAGCAAUAUACCUCAUGCUUGUCAGUUGUCACCUAUCAAGUCACCUGUGGGCUGCGAUUUAAUUUCAUACGAUUUUGAUACAUUCAGGUUGUGUUGGAGAUAAAAAUUGGUUGUAUUCUAGCUUAGUUUUUUUUAAUUUUAAUCCCAAGAAAUACUAAGCGUCAUCAACAGCAAUGACGGACAACGGUUUUGUGAAAGCACAGUCGGAUAAUCUUCCAAAAAUAGAUGCAUUCAUGAUGAGAACAUAUUUUGCGUCAAACCCGGAUUUUACAUCUGCUGAGGUUAAGGGAGUAAAAGCUGCAAGAUCUCAACGAGAAUCAUAUGGCGAUUCAGCUGUAGGAUAUGUACAAAUAAAACGAGAGGGAAACUUAUGUGUAGUAAAAGCUCGCAUCACACCAGAGCACAAUGUUCGUCAGAAGUCAUAUGCAGUUCAAGCUAUAUGUGAUGAAGCUGAAGAAACUGUUAUUUCUGUAGAAUGUCUGGAUUGCGCAGCACACUUAGGAGGAUGUAAACAUGCUGAUGCAUUUUUAGCAUGGCUUCACCGACGUAGUGAAGAUCCGCCAAGUACAAGCAUUGAGUGCUAUUGGAAAAAAUCCAGGCUUUCUUCAAUUGGUACUAGCUUGAAGUUUAUUAAAGCAAAAGAUAUUUGCAAAACACCUAAACAUAAUCCUGCACCAAAUUCCUCGAGCACUGGCAAUUUUCUAUCAGUGGUAAAAAAUAAUUGUGUGACUGUUGGUGAUACAAAUAAUCAUCUGAUGAAAUUUUAUCAAUCUCCAAACAAUGUAGAGAAACUAUCAAUCCACCAUUUAAUUCUUGCAAGCAAGGCUACAAACCCUGUUGAGUUUGUUGAAUAUUGUAAACUGGUGAUGAGUACAGAAGCAUGCGAACAAGCUGAAUUGAUAACUAAAGAUCAAAAUGACUGUCCAUUAUGGCAUGAGCUAAGAUAUGGGAGAAUCACAGCUUCUAAGGCAUAUGAGGCAGCACAUUGCAAAGUUCUGGAUGGUUCCUUAAUGGAGAACAUAUUGGGAGCAAACAAACUAAAGGACACAGAAGCUAUGAAAAGGGGACGAUUUUUAGAAAGUCAGGUAUUGACAGAAGUAGAGAAAAUUAAACAAAUAAAAAUAAAUAAGUGCGGGUUGAAAUUAAAUGCGGCUCAUCCUAUAAUGGGUGCUUCUCCAGAUGGGGAAAGUACUGUGUACAGUAUAGAAAUUAAAUGCCCAUCAUCAGAAAAAGCGAUGAGCCGUUAUAUUGACAGCAAUAGUGAAGUGGCUCCAAAAUAUAUGGCGCAGCUACAACUUCAGAUGCAUUUUUCUAAAAAAACUAAGGGUCUUUUUUGUGUUGCUCAUAACAAUUUUGAAACCUCUAAAAGAGUAACUAUAAUAGAGGUGGAUUAUAGAAAACAACUAUGUGAAACAAUUAUAGAAAAAUGCACACUGUUUUGGCAUCAAGCCAUUUUCCCAAAAAUAUGUACCAUCAAGGAAAUUGAUUCCUAGGCAGUUGACAGACCAACG